This is a messenger RNA of Drosophila hydei, 2144 nucleotides long. Its product is annotated as neprilysin-1-like. Bases 5 to 2011 code for a protein of 668 amino acids. Gene Ontology annotation, biological process: protein processing. Gene Ontology annotation, cellular component: plasma membrane. Gene Ontology annotation, molecular function: metalloendopeptidase activity. The record is from RefSeq and is a predicted model, not a curated record. The transcript has a single exon. NCBI's taxonomy places the organism in Eukaryota, Metazoa, Arthropoda, Insecta, Diptera, Drosophilidae.
CGAUAUGGAGUGUCGCCGCUUAUUGAAUUUCCUGCUGCUACUGAUGCUGAGCCUAUCAGGCACUUGGCUGCUGCCCAUACCCCACUUGGAAUUGCUGGAGUUUGACGCCAGCUUUCUGGCACAAGUAUUGCGCAAUGUGAACGCCAGCGUCGACCCUUGCGAGGAUUUCUAUGGCUACGCCUGUGGUAAUUGGAGUGCAAACUAUAAAGACACCAAAAGCUACUUGGAUAUGCCUGGCUAUAUGGAUUACAAAUACAACGCACAACUACUUAAUGCUUUAGAAAGGCACAGCCGGCAAGGUGGCAUCUAUGAUCUGCUGUGGGCGUAUUAUGUGGCCUGUCGUGAUUUGGCGCAGCCGGCACUUAAUGAGCUGCUGCACUUGCUGGAGCCUCAGCUGGGACUAGAGUGGCCCAUUUUUAAAGGCAACCAGAGCGAGCCGUGGCGCAAUGAAACCCAAUUUGAUUGGCUGGCGACGCUAGCCAAGCUGCGUAUCUAUGGCCUAAACGGUGUCUUUAUCAAGCAGGAUGUUAAUGUGCGACGUGAAAAUGGAUCGCAUUAUGUUUUGCUAUUGGCGCCGCAGCCAGCUGAUGCGUUCACGCUGGGCGAACAGGAGAUACAAGAUUUGUAUGUAGACUUUGGACUGGAUGAGCCACUGGCACAAAAUCUUACUGCCAAGCUCAUGCAGCUGGAGUGGCGUCUCGGCAACAUUACGCACCAGGUAGCUGAACAAUCGACGGACAGUCUACCCGAGUGGACAUUGGCCGAGUUACAGCAACGACUGCCCCAAAUUAAUUGGCGCCACUAUUUGACAGAAUUGCUGAAUGCAGAUGUAGCGAACACAGUGCAGCUGUUGCAGGUAUCAGCGCUGAGUUUCAGCUAUCUGGAACAGCUGCAGCUGAUACUUGCAGAGAGCUCCAACGAGACUAUCUGUUAUUAUCUCAUGUUCAAGCUGCUCUAUGUGUUCAACGAGGAGUUGCCGCCUACUGGCUCGGAUGAAACGCGUUCCACAGCCUGCGUGUUGCAGCUGCGCGGUCACAUGCCACUGGCUAUGAUCUACCUGUACGAGCAGCACUACUAUAAUGAACGACGUGUGGCAACUGAUGCGGCACUGCAGAGACUGCAGCUCAAGCUGACCAAGGAGUUUGAACAGUUGCUCAACGAGAAUUAUUUACAAUUGAAUGCAUUGGAACAGGCUUAUGUGCUGGAGGAACUGCAUAGUCUGCGCCUGAAAAUAGGCAAUAUGCCCCCAGCUUUGACAAUGGCUCAGUUGACGACAUACUACAAGGAUUUGCAGCUACAACACGAUGAUUUCUAUGGCAACAAGUUGCAGGUGCUCCGGUUUUAUCAACGGCUCGACCAGCAGCUGCUGACCAACCAGCCAGGCAUAUGGCCAGCUCAUGAAUACUAUCAGCAGGAUGCUGUAGUAGCACGUAGCUCCUCGCCAGUGAAAAUCUUUCAGAAUGCCGUGCUGCUGCCACACGGUUAUUUGCAAUUGCCGCUGUACGAUGCUCGUCUCUCGGACCUGCUGCAACAUGCCCAACUGGGCUUCAUAUUGGCACACGAGCUGCAGCAUGCCUUUGACUUAUUCCACAUUGUAUACGAUGGCAGGGGCAACUACAAUCUAACCGGAAUGGCGCUGAUACAGCAUUUCGCCAACUUUACCAGCUGCUAUACCGACCACAACGCCCAGCAGCUGCUUCUCUCCGAGAGCAUGUCGGACAUUGUGGGUCUGCGACUGGCAUUUGCAUCCUACUUUAAUCACGUGCAACCCAUUGACCGCCCACCAGUUGGCAAUUAUACACAGCAGCAACUCUUCUUUAUCAACUCGGUGCAAUUCUUAUGCGCUAACAUGCAAGAAAUUACGGACAUGAGCAUCACGAACGAUGCGGAGCACGGCCUGCAUAAUGAGCGAGUCAAUCGCAAUUGGCCGCAUCACGAGCAAUUUGCCAACGCUUUCAACUGUGCUGCUGGCCAGGCCAUGUAUCAGGCAGAGCAGUGUCGACUGUGGUGAGCAGGAGAGCUACUAUAUGAGUGUCGCGUGCGCCUAUUAGAGCCAAUAUCGAUUAACAGUCAGCACAGUUUAUGCAUGUUGGCAGCCCAGGUGCAUAUUAAGUAGAUGAUUUUGUUCCUUUACGAUUUGACUA